Molecule: messenger RNA, 3596 nt
Organism: Arabidopsis lyrata subsp. lyrata
Lineage: Eukaryota; Viridiplantae; Streptophyta; Magnoliopsida; Brassicales; Brassicaceae
Product: protein translocase subunit SECA2, chloroplastic
Exons: 32
Coding region: 125-3310 (1061 amino acids)
Biological process (GO): protein targeting; protein import
Cellular component (GO): membrane; chloroplast envelope
Molecular function (GO): ABC-type protein transporter activity; ATP binding
Source: RefSeq, a predicted model, not a curated record
UAUAAGAGAAAGAGAGGCAAAACAAAACAUUUUGAGUGAGAAAUGAGCGAGACACUAGAGCAAUUUUUGUGAAAUUCAUGGAUACUUGACCACAACAACGAGAAAGUGAGACUAUAAUUGUGAAAUGGGUUCUGUUUCUAAUCUUGUGAGCCCUAAUACAUGCCACCUAGCUCCGCCUUGCCUCAUAUCUCAAAGUAAUAAGUUCUCAUGGACAAAACCCAUACCUGGUGUUUUGUUCUCUCGGUCCGUCACGCCGAUUCAGAGGUGUCACCUUGUUCGAAGAAGCUGUGUCGUUUCUGCUUCCCUAACGGGGAAUUUGGGUCGUUUAAAGAGGAAUAUACAGGAUUUUACGAGCAUGAAUUAUUGGGUUGUGCGGGACUACUAUCGUCUUGUGGAAUCCGUCAAUUCCCUUGAACCACAGAUGCAAAGCCUUUCCGAUGAGCAGCUGAAAGCUAAAACUGCAGAAUUUCGAGAAAGAUUAGCACGAGGGGAGUCCCUAGCAGAUAUGCAAGCUGAGGCAUUUGCUGUUGUCCGUGAAGCUGCUAAGAGAACAAUUGGAAUGCGUCAUUUUGACGUGCAGAUAAUUGGUGGAGGAGUGCUUCAUGAUGGAUCCAUUGCGGAGAUGAAGACAGGUGAAGGGAAGACACUAGUCUCCACCUUAGCUGCAUAUCUUAAUGCAUUAACUGGUGAGGGCGUUCAUGUCGUUACCGUGAAUGAUUACCUGGCCCAGCGUGAUGCUGAAUGGAUGGGUCGUGUUCACCGCUUCUUAGGCCUUUCAGUUGGUCUCAUUCAGAGAGGGAUGAAAGCUGAAGAGAGAAAAUUCAACUAUAGUUGUGAUAUAACAUACACCAAUAACUCGGAGCUUGGAUUUGAUUAUCUACGAGAUAACCUUACUUCAAACCGUGAACAACUUGUUAUGAGAUGGCCAAAACCAUUUCACUUUGCAAUAGUUGAUGAAGUGGAUUCAGUCCUCAUUGAUGAAGGCAGAAAUCCUUUGCUAAUAAGUGGUGAGGCUAACGAAAAUGCCGCACGAUAUCCAGUUGCUGCUAAAGUGGCUGAACUUCUCGUAAAGGAUAGUCAUUACAAAGUUGAACUGAAAGAAAACUCAGUGGAACUCACAGAAGAAGGCAUAUCUCUUGCUGAAAUGGCUCUUGAGACGAGUGAUUUAUGGGAUGAAAAUGAUCCAUGGGCAAGGUUUGUUAUGAAUGCUUUAAAAGCUAAAGAAUUUUACAAGCGGGAUGUCCAAUAUAUUGUGAGAGAUGGGAAAGCACUUAUAAUCAAUGAGUUGACUGGAAGAGUUGAAGACAAAAGGAGAUGGUCUGAAGGAGUUCAUCAGGCUGUGGAGGCUAAAGAAGGUCUAGAAAUUCAGGCUGAUUCAAUUGUUGUGGCUCAAAUCACCUAUCAAUCACUCUUUAAACUCUACCCAAAGCUCUCCGGGAUGACUGGGACAGCCAAAACAGAAGAAAAAGAAUUUUUGAAAAUGUUUCAGAUACCUGUUAUUGAAGUUCCUACAAAUUUGUCAAAUAUUCGAAUCGAUCUACCAAUACAAGCUUUCGCUACUGCUCGGGGUAAAUGGGAACAUGUUCGUCGAGAAGUUGAAGAUAUGUUUGGACAAGGUCGACCUGUUUUAGUAGGAACAACAAGUGUAGAGAAUUCUGAAUAUUUAUCAGAACUGCUGAAAGAAUGGGGUAUACCUCACAAUGUCCUGAAUGCACGACCCAAGUAUGCUGCCAGGGAAGCUGAUUUUAUAGCCCAAGCAGGAAGAAAAUAUGCCAUCACCAUUUCUACAAAUAUGGCUGGUAGGGGUACUGACAUUAUUCUGGGAGGAAAUCCGAAGAUGCUUGCAAGGGAAAUCAUAGAAGAUAGCAUCCUUUCAUAUCUAACGAGUGAAGUUUUGGCUGAUAAUAUUGACGACAAUGAGUUAUCACAGAAGGUGUUGUCAAAAAUAAAAGUGGGACCAUCGUCCUUAGCUUCGCUAGCCAGAGCUUCUCUUAUGGCAAAAUAUGUUGGCAAAAGUGAAAGUAAGAGCUGGACAAGGAAAAAAGCAAAGUCCGUGGUCACAGAAUCUUUGGAGAAAAGCCAGACCAUGGAUCCUAUGAAACUGCAGAAUCUUGUCAAUGAGCAGUCAGAAAUGUACCCAUUAGGCCCUGCUAUUGCUCUGGCUUAUCUGUCCGUCUUAAAGGACUGUGAGGCCCAUUGUCUGCAUGAAGGAUCUGAAGUGAAGAGGCUUGGAGGCCUUCAUGUGAUUGGGACUUCUUUGCAUGAGUCUCGGAGGAUUGAUAACCAGCUUCGUGGCAGAGCUGGAAGGCAAGGAGAUCCUGGAUCCACGCGGUUUAUGAUAAGCUUGCAAGAUGAGAUGUUUCAGAAGUUUAAUUUUGACACUGAGUGGGCUGUGAGACUUAUAUCAAAGAUUACAAACGAUGAAGACUUACCAAUUGAAGGUGACACAAUAGUAAAACAGCUUCUAGCUCUCCAGAUCAACGCAGAGAAAUACUUCUUUGGAAUAAGAAAAAGCCUGGUCGAGUUUGACGAAGUGCUAGAGGUUCAAAGGAAGCAUGUCUAUGACCUAAGGCAACUGCUUUUGACGGGUGAAAACGAAAGUUGCUCUCAGCAUAUAUUCCAGUACAUGCAAGCUGUUGUAGAUGAAAUCGUCGUUGGAAAUGCUAAUCCACAGAAGCAUCCAAGAUACUGGAGCUUGGCCAAGCUAUUGAAAGAGUUUAUGGCUAUUUCGGGAAACCUACUGGAUGCACUGUCAGAGUCAUUUUCCGGGAUCACAGAAGAAACCAUGUUACAGUCCCUUGAAAACCUGCAUGAGAGGAGUUCAAUAGAUAUGGAAGACUUGUACCUUCCGCACCUGCCAAAACCUCCUAACGCUUUCAGGGGAAUCCGCAGAAAGAAUUCUUCACUAAGACGUUGGCUCGAUAUCUGCUCAGAUAAUUUGACGGGGAGUGGGAGGUACCGAACAUCAAUUAAUCUUCUCCGGAAGUUCCUCGGUGAUUACCUAAUUGCUUCAUACUUAAAUGUUGUUCAAGAAUCUGGCUUUGAUGAUGGAUACAUAAAAGAAAUAGAGAGAGCAGUUCUUUUAAAAACGUUGGAUUGCUACUGGAGAGAUCAUCUUGUGAACAUGAAUAAACUAAGCUCAGCGGUGAAUGUCAGAAGUUUUGCGCAUAGAAACCCUCUUGAAGAAUAUAAAAUCGAUGGAUGUCGGUUUUUCAUCUCAAUGCUUAGCGCAACUAGAAGACUAACCGUAGAAUCAAUCUUGCAAUACUGGUCAUCCCCGAUGGAAUCCCAAGAACUAUUCAUAUCAUAAGACUCAAUCAUUUCAAGCUCAGGUGUUUAACCAGACGAAAUUUCACAUCGGUAAAACAACAGACCAGUUUGGCCCUUGUGAAAUUUCGGUGUAACUUGACCAAAGUUUGGAAAACCAAGCUGAACACUGAACCUAAUGGUUAUGGAGUGGCGUACCGGGUUUGAGAUACAUACUCUGUUUUCUUGGUGUGGGGAACUUAAGUCUAAAAUCAUAUGUAACUGUUUAUUGUCGAUCAUUAUGAUGUAAAUCUGAUUAUCAUAAGAAGUAUUUAUUUGCAAAAUCACAA